This is a messenger RNA of Talaromyces amestolkiae, 1011 nucleotides long. RefSeq lists its product as uncharacterized. Lineage: Eukaryota; Fungi; Ascomycota; Eurotiomycetes; Eurotiales; Trichocomaceae. The record is from RefSeq and is a predicted model, not a curated record. Gene Ontology annotation, molecular function: dioxygenase activity. The transcript has 3 exons. Bases 1 to 1011 code for a protein of 336 amino acids.
AUGUCGCCGGAGAAUACUGUGACAGCGGAUGUCAACGCCGCAGUGGUCAAAAAUGAGGAGAAAUACAUCCCUACAAUUGACCUGCGUGCAUACUUUGAGCCUGAGUCACCCACUAGCAAAGCCGAACUGUGCGAACAAGUCCGAAGAGCGUGCCUAGACCACGGAUUCUUCCAAGUCGUAGGCCAUGGUGUCCCCGUCGAAAGUCAACGGCGGAUGCUGGCGGCCUGCAAAACAUUCUUUGAUCAACCCAAGGAGAAGAAAGUGCGCCUCUCGCUCCACAAGUAUUCCUGGAGACGAGGAUAUGAGGCGCCAGGCCAGCAACAGGCCAAUGAUCCGCAUCAGGGAGAUCUUCUGCCCGAUCAGAAGGAGGGCUUCUUUGUAGGCAAUGAGUUGCCUCUGCACGAUGUCGGCUUUGGCAAGGGUCCAAAUAUCUGGCCGCCCGACUUGGCCGACAGCGAAUUUCGCGAACCGGUGAUGGAGUACUUCGCCCAUAUGAAACAAGUCGGACUCAAGGUGAUGGAGGUCCUAGCCGUGAGUUUGGGAUAUAAGCCAGACGUCCUAGAUACGUUCACGCGAGACAUUGCCCUGUUCCUCAAGCUUCUUAAAUAUCCACCGCAUACCUUUACAGACAAGCGACAAUUUGGAGCUGGCCAGCAUACCGACUAUGGCGGAUUGACCAUCCUCCUCCAACAGCCGGGUAAGGAUGGCCUAGAAGUCUGGCACGCGGCUACACACCAAUGGAUCGAGCUCCCCGCACUCGAAGACAAAUUUGUUAUUAAUCUGGGUGACUUGAUCCAGCGAUGGACAGGAGGUGUAUAUAAGAGUACGCUCCACCGCGUCAUCAACAAGGUUGGUGGUGAGAGAUACGCCGUACCGGCCUUUUGGCAUGGUGAUUUCAGCGCGACGAAUCCCUUCGAUUCAAAUGAUCCAAACCCGGAGACGGUGCAAGAAUUCAUUCGGAAGAAGUUCUACAAAGGCUACGGAAUUCCGGCGGAGACGGUUGUGACUUGA